Aspergillus fischeri NRRL 181 is the source of this 504-nucleotide messenger RNA. Its product is annotated as DNA-directed RNA polymerase II core subunit RPB11. Gene Ontology annotation, cellular component: RNA polymerase II, core complex. The record is from RefSeq and is a predicted model, not a curated record. Bases 1 to 504 code for a protein of 167 amino acids. Gene Ontology annotation, biological process: transcription by RNA polymerase II. Gene Ontology annotation, molecular function: protein dimerization activity; DNA binding. NCBI's taxonomy places the organism in Eukaryota, Fungi, Ascomycota, Eurotiomycetes, Eurotiales, Aspergillaceae. The transcript is spliced from 4 exons.
AUGAGUCCAAAGAAACCAUUCAUGCUCCCCAAUGAGAUGGCCUACGCUCGUUGGAUACAUGCUGGUGGUGGUUCCCGUAACAAUAAUCCCUGCCACUCUUCCAUAAAUUUGGACAAUGACCAGCCGCGCAGUUUCGAGUCUUUUGUUCUGUCUCCUGGAGAAGAGAAAGUCGAGGUCGAGGCCGAUACUCGCAUUCCAUCUUCCUCUAUUUUCACUUUCAACAAAGAGGACCACACGCUCGGCAACCUCCUCCGCUCCCGUCUUCUGCAGAAUUCUCAUGUGAUCUUUGCUGGUUACAAGGUCCCCCAUCCUCUAGUUCCCAAGUUUGAACUCCGCGUUCAGACUGAUGGCGAGAUCACUCCUAAGGAUGCUCUGCUCGCCGCCUGUCAUGACCUUGUCAAGGACCUGGGCAUCCUUUCCCGCGAAUUCACCAAAGAAUACGAGCUGCGUAAGAUGGUCGGGGCUACCCAGCAGCAGCAGAAUGGUACUGCAGAAGGUGCUUAG